Lodderomyces orthopsilosis Co 90-125 is the source of this 1380-nucleotide messenger RNA. RefSeq lists its product as uncharacterized. The record is from RefSeq and is a predicted model, not a curated record. Bases 1 to 1380 code for a protein of 459 amino acids. Gene Ontology annotation, biological process: transmembrane transport. NCBI's taxonomy places the organism in Eukaryota, Fungi, Ascomycota, Pichiomycetes, Serinales, Debaryomycetaceae. Gene Ontology annotation, molecular function: transmembrane transporter activity. The transcript has a single exon. Gene Ontology annotation, cellular component: fungal-type vacuole membrane.
AUGUCUAUCGGCUCAUGGUUGUCAUUCGCCAGCAGUGAGAUUGGGUUAAAGACCCUUUUCCACUCCUCCUGGGAUGUCUAUAUUAUAAUUGCUUUGAGAAUGAUUAGACUCAUUGGAUUUGGCUCAACGUCAUUGAUACUUGCAUUGUAUUUGAAAACAUUGGGAAUUGAUGAGUCCUAUAUUGGGUUCUUUAUGACGCUUACAUUUGUUGGAGAUUUGACCACCUCAUUUUUGCUUAGUUUAGUUACUGACCAGAUUGGUAGAAAACGGGUGCUUGUAUUGUGCUCGGUUCUUAUGUUGGCUACUGGUGUGGUUUUUGCGACGAUUGACAACUACUACUUGCUACUUGUUACUGCCGUGGUCGGUAUUUUGACACCAUCUGGAGGGGAAGUUGGACCAUUCAGAACAAUCGAGCAAUCCAGUAUUGCAUCGUUGUGCAAUCAGACUGAAAGAUCAGAUGUAUAUGCCUGGUACACAUUCUUGGGCCUGUUUUGUGCGGCAUUCGGAUCGUUUGUUGCUGGUCUGAUUAUCGAUAUCACUAGGAGUAAAUGGGGAUUCAAUGAAAUAGAUAGCUACAAGAGUGUAUUUGGUUUAUAUUGCAUUCUUUCAUUGAUUGGUGUCGUAUUGUCCUUGUUUAUUAGUGGAGACAUUGAAGCAAAGAAGCAACUGGUUGGACCUAGACCUGCAAUUGAUCAAGAAAGUCCUGCUGAAGGUGUAUCCGAAGCCUGUGAGACAACUCAAUUACUUCCAAAUGAGGAAUCUAAACCAAGAUCUAGUUUCUUUAAUAUUCUUCCACACUUGUCUCCAGACGUCUACUUGAUUGUCUUGAAGAUUUCCCUUUUAUUUGGUCUUGACUCGUUUGCAUCUUCAUUGACGCCACUUUCAUGGACGUCAUUCUAUAUCAAGCGCAAGUUCGGUAUACCUUCGUCUUACCUUGGAUCCGUUUUUUUCAUUACUGGGUUUAUUAGUGGCGUUACCUCCCUCGGCUCUACGUCUAUGACAAAGAGACUUGGCCCUGUUGUAACCAUGGUGGCUACUCAUUUACCUGCAUCUAUUUUGUUAGCAGUGUUGCCAUUCCCUAAUUCGUUCGUGGUAACUUUAGUCAUCUUGGUGUUAAGGGCGUCCAUGCAAACGAUGGAUGUAGCACCCAAGCACGUGUUUUUAGCUGCUACCGUUCCCGACGAUGAUAGAACUGCUGUAUUCGGAUUUGUAAAUGUUGUAAAAACAUUGGCCCAAAUUGUUGGUCCUAGUAUUGUUGGCAUUUUAACAGAGAAUGGCUUACAAUGGGUCACAUUUGUGGUUGGAGGUUCAUUGAAAGUUGUCUACGAUUUAGGCGUAUUGGUUACUUUUUUGACAUUCAACAAAAAUGCAGCCUAUUAG